GACAUUCGCUUUUUCGAGAGCUCUUUGCCAACGAAUUGCCAUCAAUUUUCCAUAAAACUAACGCCAUGGAACGGCUAUUGUCCUGUUGAUUAUAGUAGAUGCCUUCUCUAUCUUACAUGCUUUACGAGCAAUGUCGUGACGGGCACCCAGCAACGUCAACAAUGAUCUCACUUUUAUGGGCUAAACAUGCAGUUAAAAGGAUUUAUUAUCUGAAAUAAAGAAGCAUUUUUGUUAAGGAAGUUGUAUAUUUUAGUCAGUUUUCAACGUCUAGACAUCAUCCGACUUAUACGCCUGGUGAAAAUCCCAACCGGAAUGCUUAAUAUCUUUUAAUACAUUCCUUGGUUACCAUAUACCGGAUACUGAGAAAAGCAUUUUUGGAAUGCUAUCAGACCUGUGUAGAGGCACAGGAGUCGUUCGACAUGGAAGGAUUGAAGUCGUACCAGAUCAAAGGAGUGAGGGGAAUACACCUACAUGUAAGAAAAUGACUGGCCCAAAAGCCUGGCCACAAAGGAAUAGACCUAAAAAAGUUCAGCCAAAGACUUGUAAAGGUGUAUUUACGUUCAAACAAAGGUGGAACCUAGCAUAUGGAAAUUGUGAAACUUUGCAAAUCCGUCCACUUGGUAUACCACGCGUUACCUCCGCUACCGUAUCGGUCAAGAAAUCGAAGGCCGUCAACGAUGCCAAAUUCUCCGCGAUGUGGAGUCAUUACAUGUCAACAUCUUCCGAAUCGUCAUCAACUCCGACAUCGGGAGAAUCGCAAUCGUCAUCUUCAUCAUAUGUGAGCUUGGCAGAUGUAGAACCAUGGGAGGAUGAAAACGAAGAAUGGGAUUACCACAAUAUCCAAGGACGCAGGUUUUACUUACCACCCCUACAACAGCAUGCAUGGGCCAAAGAGGAGCAGGUUUCACCACGGGAGGUCAGGGUUCACAAAACCUACACCACUAGAAAGGGGGCACUGCUUCUCUAUGCUGAGGACCUUGCUCUGACUUCAGAGGAGGGGGCAAAUGUAAAGAAAAGAUCGAUGGAGGCAGAAGAUACCAGUUAUUUCAACUCAAUUAGUGAUCUACGCAAUGCUGUCUUGUCAUAUGGUAGUAGCAUGAAACAGCAAUCUUUCCAGCCAGCAGCAUCACAGAUGAACCCUAGUCAGGAACCAUUCCUUGGCUUCGUCCACAAUAAGCGUUCCCAUGGGCCUUACAAGACAGUCCGUCCAGGAUUCUCAGCCAAGCGAUACCUGGCCAACUGGUCAAGGAGCUGGGAUGAUUCUAUUCUUAACUACCUCCGAAGUGAAGGUCAUAUAUGGGACAAGAAUCUCUUCCAGCAAAAUGUUCUUGCUCCCAACUUGUACAGACGAAUCAACGAUGAUCUCUCUCAUGUUCCCUUGCCAUACAGAGUCACUCGUAAUAUGCUUAUGUCACCUGGUGAAUUUGAAAGCUUAGAAUUUUAUAGGAUACGGCCUGACAGCGCAGAUGCCGGGGGCUACGAUGAUGAUGAUGGCUAUGACGCUGAUGUAGAUGUCACUGAGAAUGGAAGUAAGGCCAAGAAGAAGAAACCUUUCAACUUGCCAGGUUCAAUCGCUAUGAUUGUACGUGACAUGCAGCAGAAACCACAUGCUGUACAGUAUGAACAACUGGAUGAAGGCCAACAGAGACAGGUUCUUCAGAGACUGCUAUUGCAGAGUGCCCUCCAUCAGCAGCAACAUCUCAGAAUGAUACGAGAAGAGAAUGAAAAGAAGAAAACAGAGACGGAAGAUGGAGAGAAAGAUUCUGCUGAUUCUAGUGGCAAACGUCCAAUGCCACUUCUUUCGGGCCAGCCUAAACAGAGGAGAACAGACACGGACAUGACACUCUAUGGUAGUCCAUCCUUCCAAGUUCCUGAUGCACAAGAUGUUGAUAUGGAACAAGCCAUUGCAAAUCUUAUAACAAGCAACUCAACCAACAUCAUUGGUGGCUCAACUGCAUUCACAGAUCAGACCAUCUUAGACAUGUAUAGGUCAAUGAGAAGCAAGACAAUGAAACCACCAGCACCCCCACCUUCAACUUCACCUUCUCAAUGGCGUCAGGGUUCUAAGCGAAGAGCUAAGAACAGCAUGUACCACACCUACCCUUCAAAUUUUGCUGGAAUCCAGCCCCUCCCACCCAUCCAGAACUCAUUUGAAGGGAAUGUAGGCGGUGGUGGAGAUUUCAUGAGGCCAGUUCCUCCACCAAAGCAGGGCACUGGACCCCCUGUCAUCACAAUGGAACCACCCACACCACAACACCCAAAGCUCAGUGCAAAGAGUAAACUGUCGGUGGGAUGGUCAAGUCAUAGUAAAACACGUUCAAAAAGCAGUACUCAUUCUUCAUCUGAGACAAACAUUUGGAAAGCUGACAUCAAUGAAAACGACCUUCUCCAAGAAGCUGAGAGAGAAGAGAUUGAAAACGAUAGGGCAUCAUCUGACCAAGAAUUAUGGACAAAGAGUCCACGGUCUUCAAACCAGGGGUCCUCAAAGAAAGCUUCUUCUAAAAACAGUGCAGUUAGCAAAGCAAGUAAAGGAUCUGGAGAAAGCAAUGUAGCUCUUUCUAUCAACAGUCACCUGAGCCACAGCAUGGAGAACCUAGCCAGUCCUGUUGAGAAAGCACUCAACUUCCGUGCUGCGGGUUCUGUACCUACACGUCUACGGGAAAGCAUGCGUUCUUACAAGGGUAGCGGGAAGAGCAGCCAUGGUAGCGUCCUGUUUGGUGAUUCUGGAGGUGACUUACUAAUCACUGGAUCAAAGCAGGGAAGCACCUAUGCCCCCUCCAUCGGCUCCCUAGCUGAUAAGGCAGUUGCAAGUCCAGUUGAGUCCACCCAGGAACCCCCUUCAAUAGCCUCGGUGUCUAUUGAACCUUCUGAAUCCUUGGAGGUUCCUGGAGAACCCACACCUGAUCCUCAGCCAGAUCCUCAGCAAACAAAUGAAACAGAUAUCAAUCAAGAAACGUCAGACGUUGGCUCAACCGACAAUGUAGCUGGGUCUCCCGAUGAAGACGAAGCACAUUCUAAUAUAACUGAUGAAUUUCUAUCUGAGGGCGAUGGAGACGAGACAAAGACUGUUGAUAGGUCAGUCAAACUGGGUCAAGGGGUCAUUGACCUACCUAUGUCUGAACCUGUUGAGUCCAGCCGUGAUAAGAUGUCUGAUACUAGACGGAGCGUGACCUAUUCCAAGAAGUCCUCCUCUACACAAGGUUCCAUCAAAGCAGACUCUGUGCAUUCUGGGAAAGGGGCUCUCGAUGUUACACAGUCCUUCCAAAAUUUCAGCUAUACCUGGAAGGGAAAGGGAAGCCGGAGGGCCAGCAAAACAUCAAGAGAUGAUGAUACUAUUGGUGAAUUAUCUGAUGAUGAAAAGGAAGAUAAUUGGCCCGGUCAAGCUGACCAGUCCAAGCCGGACAGUGUAAAGGGUGAAGGAGAUGAUCAGGAGGCAGAUAUAUCAUCCAAGAGAGGAGGCUCCGUGGCUGGGUCAGAGAGUGAAGUAGAAAUAGAAGUAGACUUAGCUGAUGAUGGAAACAAAGAUAAUGAAGGAGAAGCAGGGGAGGAUGGCGACAUCAAAUCAGGAAGCGGGAUGUCCUCUCUUCUGGAAGCUCCUGUGUCUGUUGCAGGGAGCGUCAGGUCACGACCCAGGACGGUUGAAGCUCAAUUAGAACAACUGGUAGAAGCAGCAUCGGUGGUGGUGGAUGAGAUUAUGCAGAGACCAAAGUCUGGACGGGAUCUGGCUGAAGAUGCUCUGAUGGCAGCAGAAAUCUGGUCAGGCAAACUUGGCGAGUUUUUCACAGAAGAGGAUGCUGACCCAGAGCGUGUCCGGUCAGCCCCAUACAGGCGUCGCCGGAAUUCCUUAGACAAUGAAUCCGUCACCUCAUCCAUGCUGGAGGAAAGGGUCGAGCCGUAUGAGAGAACCACGCCAAUGUCAACCAGACGUACCAGGAAAAUCAGACGAAUACACUCGGCGGAGGCUGCAGUCACUCUUCUACGUCAUCUUCUGAAAGCUUCAGAUCCUGACAAGCUAGAUACCCUGUCUGAUGCUGAUUUAGAAAGUCUUAUAUCCCGUGUAGCAGAAGAAAACAUCAAUGUGAGGAUUGGUGAAGAGGUUUCAGAAAUGAUUGAAAAUCAAGAUAACCUCAAUCAUCAAGACAUUGUUGUAGUAGAGGACAUCAGCGAAAGGAAGAUCAUUAUUGAGUCUAUUGCAUCUACCACCGACUACGGUGGCGACACAGAGGAAGAUGAAGAAGAUGAAAUAAAGACGAUUUCAGAAAAGGAGUUUACAGUGAGGAGUCGGGCGUCAGUGAUGGAGGAAGAGGCAGCCAAGGAGACCAUUGAUGAUGGUGUCAAGUCAGCACUGGCGGUACUUACUCCAAAGCCACCGGCAUCAGCAGCUUCAAAGGCAUCAUCUAGGGUACCGUCUGGGGCACCAUCUGGGACACCAUCAAAGGUGUCAUCUAAAGCACCAUCAGUAGUUGUAGAUUCUCCAAAAGGUGAGGUAACCGAAGUGAAGGCAGUGCCGCCUGCACCGUCCGGUGCACCGCCCAAGGCACCUUCUCCUCAGCCACAACCGCAGGUGGAAUUAAGUAUAGGGGCAGAACCAGUCAAGGUGCCGGUUGUGAAAGAGAAAGAGAAUAAAAGGAGAAAGAGUUCUAAAUCUGCUGAAAGUAAGAAAAGAGAUGCUGCUGGAGAUGGUGCACAAGACAAUGGUCCCUUGGGUUUUGGUGUCACCAAUCUCGGCGUGGCAGAGAAGAAAGAUGCGGAGAAGUCUACUCUGGUUGUAAGAGCUCCUCCUGAACCAGAGAAACCAGCAGAUGACUUUGAUGCCAAGCUGAAUGACGAACUUGCCAAAAUAGUCCAGGAGACAGGACUCCUGGAUCAGAGUAGUUCCAAGUCCAAGAAGGGGAGCAUGAGUACCAAGACCAGUACCAAGAGCUCCAAGAGUUCUAAGAGCAAGAAGUCUAAGGAUGCAGAAGAGGAUGACAAGGAUGCCUUUAUUGUUGGUGUGCCAAAGGAGAGUAAAACUGACAUUCUUCUGUACAAGCCUAUGACACCGGAACCUCCAAAGGAACAACCAAAACCUCCACCAAAGGAGAAGAAAAAGAUUCAGAAAAAGACCAAGAAACCAGCUGCUAAGCAAGAGAAGCCCAAGAAAACAAAAAAAACUGCCAAAGACGAAACAAAGAGUCCUAAUACUGACAAAACUGAAGACAAGGAGGCCAAACUGAAAGCAGAGAAGGAGAGGCAAGAAGAAGAAGAGAGAAAGAAGAAGGAAGAAGAGGAAAAAGCCGCAAAGGAGGCAGCGGAGAAGAAUGAAGAUGAAGCUGAAGAAGAGGAGGAGGAUGAGGGGAGGGCAUCUCCAGAAUCUCCAGAGUUUAUCUUUGUCCAGGAUGAAUUCUCUGAUUCAGAAGAAGAGGAAAGGCCUGUGUCACUUCCUCCUGAACUUCCUGUUGAUGAAAUAAAGUUGGAGCCCUCAGUGUCUGCUGCCCCCAGCGAAGAUUACUCUGAGAUGACAGAUUUUACAGAGGACUCGACCAGUCAAGGACCAAACAGCAUCUCUCGUUCCCAAGCCAAGGCUUUCAAACGAGCAGCUGAGGCUGAGAAAAGGAAAGCAGCUGUUGAGAAGAAGAGACGAGAGAGGGAAGAGGCUAAGAAGAGAGCCCAAGAUGAAGCAGAGAGAGCAGAACGAAUCAAGCUGGAAUAUGAAGAGGAGAAGAGAAGGAAAGAGGCAGAAGCACUGGAGAGAGCAGCCAAUGCAGCAGAAGAAAGAGAGAGGCUGGCUCGCCAGGAAGAAGAACGGAAACGACAAGCUGCCAUAGCAGCAGAGAGAGAGCGUCGUCAACAAGCAGAGUAUAAACGCAAGAUGGAGGAAAUGGCUCGAAAGAAACGUGAAGAGGACAUGAAAAGAAAAGCUGAAGAAGAACAGCGAAGGAAAGAAGAGGAAGAGCGAAAGCGGAUCGAGGCUGAGAUGCUAGCAGCGAUGGAGGAAGCAGAGCGUCUUGAGUUUGAGAAGCGCCGAAAGGCUGAAGAACUUGAGGCGGCCAGGAUCGCAGAGGAAGAGCGCAUCAAACGUGAGAUCGAGGAAAAGAUCGCAGAGGAGAAGGCACGGCUGCUGGCCAUAGAGCUUGCUAAGAGACAGAAGGAGGUUGAAGCCAGGCUGGCAUUUAACAAGGAGCUGCACUCAGAAGCUAAUGUCUUUGCUCAUUCUCAGGAUAUGACCAGGGCAUUCACCUGGUCUUACUUUGAGCUUCUGGAACACCUUGGGAUAGAGAUCCCAGAUUCACUCAAAGAGCAUUACAAGGAGAUAGCAGAGAGUAAAGAUGAUGGGUAAAGGGCUAUGCAAAGCUUCAACAAAGCAUUGACAUUUUUAUUUCUGCAGGGUUCCUUUUACUUUUUUAAAGUAAGAAUGAUCAGAGGAGCAUAAAAACAUAAUAUUGCUAAAUGGAGAGUGGUCAGUGGAUGUGUCACAACCAAGUUACAGAAUUUGCUAAUUUGAGAGUUACUCAUCCCUACCGAUCUUAUAUAUUACCCAUGAUUCAUUUUAAUGAUGGGUUUUCACCACUAGCUGCCUCAUGUAAUGUUCUGCUUUCAUACAAUGUGGGGUUUAAGUUCUGAUUGCUCAUUUCAGCUUAGGAUUUUUAUUAGACUUCCAACAUUUUAGCAAUUUUGUUUUCAGAAAGAUAACAGUUUCUACAAAAUGUUGAAUUUAGUGGCUUGAAUUCAACAAGAAUAUGGGGUACAUUACAUGGCUCUAGUACAGGUGGAGAUUUUCAAUUCUGCCUUCAGUGGAGAAACGAUUUAGUCUUUCUCUCAGUGAGGGAUAGAGAUGUGCCUCUAUUUUUUUUACUUACAUUUAAUUAUAUAUACUUAUAACACCACCUUUUCCUUACAAGCGUAAAUGUAAGGUAUCAAAAUGUUGAUUUCAGUCUUUUAUUACAACCUAAGUACGGUUUCAAACAAACAAUCCUGACACCAUACAUGUAUGCAUAACUUAGAGCCAGUGGCUAGUAUUCAUGUCACCACAGCCACCCAUUAUAGCAGAUAUACAGACUACUUGAAAUUGUUUACAAUUGGUUGUCAUGGUGAUGAUUGACUGUGAUAUCACACCCCUUUACUUCAUGGCAUGGUUAAUGCCAAAAUUUCCACUCAAACAGACAUUCCAAGUAACUACCAUUAUUGCCUUGUAAAAGUGACACAAAAUAUUUUACUUUUUUUAUUCAGGUUUCUCUUUCAACGAUUCAUUUUCACUGACGUUUUAAGCUAUUGAUCACCGCUAAAAGUAUAGCCAUUUUUUUGUUGAACAAAUAUUUUGCUACGAGAGUAUCCAUGUCAAUGCUUGGAAAAUAGGGGCAUUUAAUUUCAACAAACAAAAGCGUCUUUGUUGAUUUUAUAUUUUGCUGAAAUAAUGGAAUUUAUUAUUUGCUUUGCCACAAUUAUUGUUUAUGCCAUUGUAAGUAACUCUUAGCAUGUAGGGUUAUAUUUUCCACACAUGUAUUGCUUUCUCUGAUCAACAGUGGGUUGAUAAUUCAAAUGAGAAUUUUUUAAUGAUUUUUUUAUACAGAUUCAAAAAUUUUGAGUAUAUCCUCAUUUUUAUUUGAUGGUGUUUUAGGUAAGGUUGGGGGACAAAAACGAAACAUUUCACGAGGUAUAUUUAGUUUAUUCAUAUUCAAGUGUGAUGUGUAUUUGUAUCUAAAAAAAAUGGGGGAUUUUGCUUUCAUGUAGAUUUAUUUCAAUGACUAGAUAAUAUGUCAAAGAUGCUGUCCAAAUAUCAGUUCUCUAGCUCAAGAAAUAAAGCAACCAUGUCAAAGGUUAACAUUAAUCCUUUUGUUACAGUUGUGAAGGAAGCCACGUUUACUUUCCUAAACAUUUAAUUUCUCAGAUUCUAGGUUCGUUGCUCCAGCAGUAUGGUAUAAACUAUAGAUGGUAUAAACUAUAGUAUGGUAUAAACUAAAGUAUGGUAUAAACUAUAAAUGAAUUAUCUUGUCUUGUUGUAAUGAUAGUAUUGUAUUUAUUAUUUUCACAUGUUUUCAGCUCUGACGAUAUCCAUGAAAUCCUUGAUUUUGAUUGGUUGAGAAGUUUACUCAGAGAGAAUGAAAACUCAAGCUUCAUCAAAUGGUAUCCAAUACUUAAUCACAUUCCAAAUAGGUAAAGAGACCUGUUGAUGAACAAUGAAUUUUUGAGACAUUCCUCUUGAACGUUCAAAUUAUAAUCUGUACAUAUUCUGAUCAUAUACAAGGGCUGUAUGAUAUUUCAUAAUAGGGCAUUCAGAUAUCACCAGCUACAAUAUAAAAAUAUUACUUUAAUUUUACCUAUUCAAAGAAGAUGGAGGAAAUUUUGUCUGAAAACUAUUGAAGCCUCUUCUUUACAUAUCAUAAACCUAUUUUUGUAUUCAUUGAAAUAUCAUGGUAUAUCAUGCAGCCCUGUAAAGUGAACACAAUAUCAAUAUUUUUUAUGUUGAUUAUAUAAUUGAAUGUAAAUAUAUAUCAUAUUCAUAUCUUAUUGAAUGUAGGAAGAUCCUUUAUAUGAAGUAUUUGUCUUUGUAUUGGGUUGGGCUAUUUCUAUGCAGUUAAGUAUUUAGAAUCUAUGCAGCAAAAUAUAUACAAUGUACAUUGCGACUUCAAAACUCUUUAACUGUUGAUAAUAGAUUCUGAGGAACUAUAUAUAUUUUUCAAUACGAAAAUAGGAAGUCAUACUAAUAUAUCCUAGAGCUUUCAUAAUAUAAAAUGCCUUAAAUUUAUAUUAUUUUCAGUCUGUUUUUGCUUUGUAGGAUGGUAGAGUACAUGUAGUUCUACUUCUCAAACAUAGCAGCAAGACUGGACCUUGUAUGUCAACAAUGUUGCUAAAUUAUUUGUGGUGUUGAUGACUGAAAAAUUUAAGUGAUGUCCAAUCUAAAUCCGAAUGUUCAAUCUAAAAAAAAAAUUAAGCGGAUACCAUCAUGAUCAUCUUGGAGAUAAGAUAGUGUUUUGGCAUCCUUGUUUUUUUUUCACUCUUCUGAACAUGAAUGCUUUGUGAGAGACAAGGAUAUGUCGCCCUGGGAAUAUUGUAUAAUUCUAGACUAAUAAUGUAAACUCAAUGUGAAUAGUGCAAAUUGUAGUUAGAAUGACUGUGCAAUAUGAAUUACUGUUUAAUAGGGAUUCAAAAUUAGAAUCUGAUCUUUAAAUUUAAUCUCGACAUAAUAUGAUUCGUAAGUAAGCGUAAGUGCUCUAUAGGCAAGUUUAUUUAUCAUUUAUCAUAAAAUAUGUUUGGAGAAUAGAUAACAUGUAUUUGUGAUGACUAUAUAUGUAUUCCACUCAUGCCUUGAUUGAAGUGUGUCAUAUUCACAGGUUACUAGUAUUCAGAUGAUUAUAUUCUAUUUUUUUAAGGAUUGGUGUUUAUUUUGGUGAUGUUAGGCCAUCUAUAAUGCACAAAAGUCAAUUGAGUGUUCUUUGGCUUUCAAAGCAAUUCUUAUAAAAUAAAAUAUCAUAGGAAGUAUUAUAUUCAUGCAGUGUCCCUAGAAGUUUUUCAAGUUUUUGAAAAAAAAUGAAAUAAAAGUAACGGAUCAGAUUUUUAUUCCAAUUCCUAUCAUAUUUGAGGUUAUGUAAAUAGAUGUUUUAUUCUUAUUUCAAAUAUUGUGUACUUUUUUGUUUUUAUUACAACUUAAUACAACUUUUUUCCCCAAUGUUUUUUAAGCAAUUGUACAGUGCAGAUACAUUGUUGUCUACAUCACCAGAAUGACACCAAUCCUAAGUCUGUGCUUUCUUUAGAAGUUCUAUCCGUCCUUUUGAAAUGAUGAAAGUGUGUAUAGAAAUAAAUCAAAUAUUAUCCUA
Messenger RNA from Lytechinus pictus (painted urchin), 9794 nucleotides. Its product is annotated as titin homolog. The coding region runs from base 380 to 6319 and encodes 1979 amino acids. The transcript is spliced from 31 exons. NCBI's taxonomy places the organism in Eukaryota, Metazoa, Echinodermata, Echinoidea, Temnopleuroida, Toxopneustidae. The record is from RefSeq and is a predicted model, not a curated record.